Messenger RNA from Zalophus californianus (California sea lion), 1674 nucleotides. RefSeq names its product beta-1,3-galactosyltransferase 4 (gene B3GALT4). Gene Ontology annotation, molecular function: N-acetyl-beta-D-glucosaminide beta-(1,3)-galactosyltransferase activity. Bases 248 to 1402 code for a protein of 384 amino acids. Lineage: Eukaryota; Metazoa; Chordata; Mammalia; Carnivora; Otariidae. The transcript has 2 exons. The record is from RefSeq and is a predicted model, not a curated record. Gene Ontology annotation, cellular component: membrane.
ACCCGGAAGAGCUGGGUUCCGCAACACUGCGAGGGGUCGGGUGUGUGGUUGAGGAAGUUAGCCUCGGCUGGCGGGCUGCUCGGCGUUCGUCCCUGCGACUGCGGCACACUGCUCCAGAUUCCGCUCCCGCCGCCUCGCGCGCAGCCCCCGCCGCCGGUGCUCUGCCUGCCGUAUUGCGUUCGCCGCAGCAGCGAAGCUUCGGAGCAGCUUCCGGGGAGGCGGGUGUCACUUCUGAUUACCCCACACCAUGCCCCUCAGCCUCUUCCGGCGCCUUCUCCUUGCCGCCCUGCUGCUGGUGAUAAUCUGGACCCUCUUCGGGCCCUCGGGCAUCGGGGAGGAGCUGCUGAGCCUCUCCCUGGCCUCCCUGCGCCCGGCUCCGGCCUCCCCAGGGCCGCCCCUGGCCCUGCCCCGCCUUCUGAUCCCCAAUGAAGAGGCGUGCAGGGGUGCCGGCGCCCCACCCUUCCUGCUCAUCCUUGUGUGCACGGCCCCAGAGAACCUGAACCAAAGAAAUGCCAUUCGGGCUUCGUGGGGCGGGCUGCGAGAGGCUCGGGGGCUCAGGGUGCAGACUCUUUUUCUGCUGGGAGAGCCCGGCUUGUGGCAUCCUACCAGGGAACCCCAGGACAUCGAUCUAGUGCGGGAGGCAGCGGCCCAGGGGGACAUCUUGCAGGCGGCCUUCCGGGACUCCUACCGGAACCUUACUCUCAAGACCCUCAGCGGGCUGAACUGGGCAAACAAACACUGCUCUAUGGCCCGCUACAUCCUCAAGACGGACGAUGAUGUGUUUGUCAACGUCCCUGAACUGGUAUCAGAGCUGAUUCGGCGAGGGGGCCGUUGGGAACAAUGGGAGAAGGGCAAGGAACCACCUCCGGGAGAGGUUGAGGCUGGAGAUAAAGACUGGGAAGAAGGGUCCAUCCUGAGGAACCAGCCAAUGCCUCUUUUGUACCUGGGCCGUGUGCACUGGCGGGUGCACCCCUCUCGGACACCAGGGAGCAAGCACCAAAUAUCAGAGGAGCAGUGGCCUUCCACCUGGGGCCCCUUUCCACCCUAUGCUUCUGGCACAGGGUAUGUGCUGUCAGCUUCUGCUGUGCAGCUUAUCCUGAAAGUGGCCAGCCGGGCACCCUCUCUGCCACUGGAGGAUGUCUUUGUGGGGGUAAGUGCCCGACGAGGAGGCCUCACCCCAACCCACUGUGUUAAGCUGGCUGGGGCCACCCACUACCCCUUGGACCGGUGCUGCUAUGGGAAAUUCCUGCUGACAUCCCAUAAGUUGGACCCCUGGAAGAUGCAGGCAGCCUGGAAGCUGGUGGGCGCCUCUGAUGGGGAAAGGACUGCACCCUUCUGCUCCUGGCUCCAGGAAGUCUUGGGCAUCCUGCGCUGUCGGGUAAUAGCCUGGCUUCACAGCUGAGAGUGCCUGGGGCCACAGGAGUAAGGAGUUGAGGGUCUAGCUGGCACCCCCACAACCUUCUCUCACCCAGGCCCAAGGCAGGGGGCCCUGACGGGCUGCAGCUGACCAGUUUUCCUCUAUCACUGAAGACGGAGGGAUACAGGAGAAAUCUAGGGGCCUGGCCUGGCAGCCCCACUGAUGGUCACCAGGAAGAGCAAAACAAUGCUGGGGUUGUUCUCUCCAGCUAUGGCAGAGGAGGGGCACAGGCUCCUCAAUAAACUUGUCUGUCUACC